UCGGAAAAUCCCCAUCCUCUAUUGUUUCCGACGAAAGCUCCGUUCGCGUGUCACCGGCGUUCACCAUUCUUUCUGAAGAGAUCUUUAGUUUGUCGUUGAUGUCCUCACAGUACAGCAUCUGUGCCGUCGGGAAACAGGAACCCCGAGUCAACCGUGUUCAGCCCCUAAGUUCGAAGUUCUUAGUUUUGUCCGUUCGUUUUACAACUGAGCUUCCCGAAAGAAAUGUAAUCAACGAACUUCAUCGAUAUCUUCAUACUCAUACCGAUCAGAAGAAGACCUUUCGUUUCCGUCAUGGUCUUUGCCCUGACCUUUGCUAUACCCUGACUGUCCACGUAGUUCUGCCCUACUCCGAGAUUGUCCGUCGAGCCACCGAGUUAGAGGUUUUCAUUAAUGCUCAGAGGGCAGCCGUUCCAUCCCUUCGGCCAACCCCUGCGAUCCAGCCAGCCAAUGUUGUAAAGCCAACCUCUAGUUUGGGUAAGAGGAAGGCAGAUUUAUGCCAAGAUCAGAAGAAGAAAAAGCAUGGAGCCCCUGAUCGUCGUGAUAUCCCACCGGCCGUGCAUUUGAGGUGUGCUAAUUGCGGCCGAACCCAUGCUGGACAAUGCUGGUUUCCUCAUAAGGUAUGUUUCAACUGCCAGCGUUCAGGACAUUUUCUCAGUGUGUGCCCCUCGCCCCGGAGGCAGUCGUAUCAGAAGCAGCCACCCCAACAACAGCAACAACAGCUUCCACCGCCGCCUCAGCAGCA
Striga hermonthica is the source of this 742-nucleotide messenger RNA. NCBI's taxonomy places the organism in Eukaryota, Viridiplantae, Streptophyta, Magnoliopsida, Lamiales, Orobanchaceae. The record is from the annotation of a GenBank genome assembly.